UGGAGUCGCUGAAUGUAUCACUCCGCCCUUGUACACGCAACUGGUGCACACGCACGAACUUUUUACUGCUUUUUACCGAAAAUCUUGCAGAAACGGUAAAGGCCCGGCAGCUUUUAAGAUGAUUACAGACGUACAAUUAGCUAUAUUCUGCAACAUCCUGGGAGUUGGGCUGUUUUUCUUAGUAUUCCUCUUCCACUACAUAAAUGCCAACUACACCAAGUGAAGAAUGGGGAGAGUCGUUGAGGGAUGUUCGAAACUGUCUGACCUAACCCAUGUCGUUGGGGCAACGCGACAUUUGUACGUUUCUUUUUCACAUUUACAUUGCGAGAGAUAUGUCACUUUACUUGAAGAUGCCCAAACACUUCGUUACGUGUCACACCAUGGAUGACAUUUCUUCAAUUUUCUUUCUGUAUAAAUAUUCUAGAGAAUAAACUUGUACAUUUUCUUCUCA
Messenger RNA from Vollenhovia emeryi, 451 nucleotides. RefSeq names its product dolichyl-diphosphooligosaccharide--protein glycosyltransferase subunit 4. The transcript has 2 exons. Lineage: Eukaryota; Metazoa; Arthropoda; Insecta; Hymenoptera; Formicidae. Bases 119 to 223 code for a protein of 34 amino acids. The record is from RefSeq and is a predicted model, not a curated record.